Talpa occidentalis (Iberian mole) is the source of this 889-nucleotide messenger RNA. Its product is annotated as sperm motility kinase Y-like. Gene Ontology annotation, biological process: protein phosphorylation; intracellular signal transduction. Bases 218 to 877 code for a protein of 219 amino acids. Gene Ontology annotation, molecular function: protein serine/threonine kinase activity; ATP binding. The transcript has 2 exons. Lineage: Eukaryota; Metazoa; Chordata; Mammalia; Eulipotyphla; Talpidae. Gene Ontology annotation, cellular component: cytoplasm. The record is from RefSeq and is a predicted model, not a curated record.
CCGCCUGCGCCCCCUGUUUGCUGUUCUCCCCACAGUGUGAGCGCGACAGUAAAGCAUCUGCACAAGGCAGGGCCAGGAUGGGGACGCCUGGAAAAGCCAAAACCCAGGCCGGGAUUGCUCAGGACAGAUGAAAGGGCCUCUCGGGCAUUCCAAGGGUUGUCGUUAAGCGGCAGCUUUUUCGUUAAGGCUGAGAAACCGCUGGCGGUUCCCUCUGCCAAUGGCUGUGGCCUGUGGCUCUGACGCCACAAAGAGCCCUUGUGACGGCACCGGCACCGCCUGCAUCAGGCCCGCCCGGACUGCGCCUGUGUCCUCAGGAGCCGGGAAGCUCUGGACAGUGACCUGUGCACUCCGGACGACGAGAGAGACAGGACAUAAAGCAAAAAGCUACCAGGCAUUUCAGGCGCUGGGGCGGGACACCCACACCAAGGUGACGCUGGCGCUGCACGAGCUCACGGGCACGAAGGUGCACAUCAGGGGCGUCCGGAAGUCUGAGCUGCCUGACCUCCGCCUCCUGGCCCGCUAUAUGCGGUGCAUGAAGGCCCUUUAUCACCCGAACAUCGUGGAGCUUUUCCAGGUGGUGGACACCAGGCAGGAGCUGCAGCUCGUCAUGGAGUACGUGCAGAGGGAAGACCUGCAGGACUUCCUGAGCGAGUGUGGGCGCCUGGAGGAGAGCGAGGCCCGCCCGAUCUUUCAGCAGAUCCUCGCGGCCCUCAGCUACUGCCAUGCCAAAGGCAUCGCGCACCGGGAUGUAAGGCCCCAAGAACGUUGUGCUGACCCGAGAGGGAAAAGUCAAGCUGGCAGACUUCGGGCUCAGCGUCCAGGGCUUCAACCGGGCGCUGAGCACGUGCUGCUGUCACCCAGAACACAGGGCCACUGAGGUCUACCUUGG